AGUAAAUCGACUGCCCAACUCCCGACAUCGGCCAUCAGGCAUCAGUUCUCGUGUUUUCAAUCGAGUCCUGUAAUCCUGUUUUCCUGUUUGUACGGUAAUUUACUCCAUUAAGAAAAGAUGGCACAUGAAGAAGGAGAUCCGGCCGAAAUCGCAAAGUUGACCGGCGUCGGAAAAUAUUUCAACACUCUCACGACUAAAGGACGGGUUAACAUUGUAUGUGCGACCUAUGGAACUAUCGCUGUUGGAUAUCUAUUAUACAAAUUGCGCAGCCCAAAAGCAGAAAAACCAAGUUCUUCGUCUUGAAUACAAUUUUUAAUUAAUUUUAGAAAUGCUUUUUAGAUUUAGGUUAUAUGUUUUGAUUAUUAUUUAAGAUAUAUUUCAUAUAAAAAGAAUUAUAAUUAAGAAAUAAAGGUACUGCAAUGUUCUUUA
Molecule: messenger RNA, 429 nt
Organism: Melanaphis sacchari
Lineage: Eukaryota; Metazoa; Arthropoda; Insecta; Hemiptera; Aphididae
Product: up-regulated during skeletal muscle growth protein 5-like
Exons: 3
Coding region: 118-303 (61 amino acids)
Source: RefSeq, a predicted model, not a curated record